AUGGCUUCGAAGGUUACCCUUCGUGAUGUCGGAAAAGUAAUUAAGUCGCUGGUCGGUGACUUCUACCAUCCGCUAUACCUAAGCAAAGAGUUUCAACAAAAGCUGGCUCCAGAAAAGUCCGAUUUGGCAGCAGUUCUCCCAAACAAGUUUUCCAAGGGUCCACCCAGAACCCACUUUAACAAUCGGAACUCCGGCCGCAAUGGUGGUGGUGGUGGUGAUGGUGGCGUCGCAGAUAGCAGUAUCCAGGAUGUGGAUCCGCCUCACAAAUUCAAGGCCAUAUCAAUAUGUCCAAAUGUGCUGAAUCUCCACGAGCCCGUCUCCUUCAUUGAUUUUUUCGAUGAACAUCCCAAGGUUAAGUAUAAAGCAGCGUCAGUUUUGAAGCACGAGAAGGACGAUGCAGAUAACAAUCCCAAUGCAUCGUCUUCUCACCUCCUUUUCUCCUUCACAAAGGAGGAAGAGGUACAGAGGUCACCAAGCUUUGACACUGCUGACAGUGCCACACCCAGAGGCAUGCAACGCAGUUCCACGAGAACUACCACUUUAAGCAUGGAGCAGAAGUAUAUCGCGGGCGAGUCAAUCCAAAUGGUCAGUUCAGGAGAGGCGCAUAGUUGGGCCGUUCGCCAACCCGAUUCCAUCCCCUCAGACGGAGAAUACGAGGUGGAAGAAGAGGUGAAGGUUAAGCGAAGUCGAUUUGCUGUAACGCACAUGGCACUCGAUAAAAUUCAGUACGGUCGUUAUCAAAAACGGCGACUAUCCUUUGAAAAAAUGAAGGAGAUUCAGGUGGCAUCGGGAAAAGGGCAGUACUAUGGAAAUCCCGCUUUCCUUGCCCGUCAACAGUUGGCCUUUCCGUCAUCCGUCACCGCUCCACUCGCAGUGGAUGAAAGGUACUCUCGUUCAUCUCCACGAAUGCUUCGAGAAACCUCAGUAGAAUCGACCUACGAGUCUCAGCACACACAACAACAGUCGAUGUCUGAGGAAGAAGAGGAUGAGGAAGAAGAGGAAGAUGAUGAAGAAGGAGGCAGAUUCGGCGGAAACUUGAAGCGUCGGUUUAUUGAGGCUCUUAGACGGAGGGCCUCCAAGGAGCAUGAAGGCGGUACGCACUUGGAGGGUUUGGUUCCCGGAAACCUGCAGACGCUGAGAGCUGUUGCAGCAUUGGCGGCUGUGGCCGGAGGAAUGGGCGGCAGCAGCACAGAUCCCGACAAAACAGCAGCAAAUGAGGAGGCUCGAAUAAAACUGAUUCAGUUUGAUAGACCAGCUCGAGAACUCCUUAUUUGGUCUGUCCUCGUUGGCAAACUGAGGAUGUCAGAGUUAUUUUGGACGAUGGAAAAGGAGCCAAUUGCGGCGGCUCUACUGGCCUCAAUUCUGCUCUCCGCUUUGAGUAACAGAACUGAUGAUUUCACAGAUAAAGAGGACUACAAAAACUACUCC
Hydatigera taeniaeformis is the source of this 1428-nucleotide messenger RNA. The record is from the annotation of a GenBank genome assembly. Lineage: Eukaryota; Metazoa; Platyhelminthes; Cestoda; Cyclophyllidea; Taeniidae.